This is a messenger RNA of Magallana angulata, 2824 nucleotides long. Its product is annotated as nuclear envelope integral membrane protein 1-like. Bases 10 to 1443 code for a protein of 477 amino acids. Lineage: Eukaryota; Metazoa; Mollusca; Bivalvia; Ostreida; Ostreidae. Gene Ontology annotation, cellular component: nuclear envelope. The transcript is spliced from 8 exons. The record is from RefSeq and is a predicted model, not a curated record.
UUGGUAAAGAUGGCGCUGAAUUUGUUUUGGUCGAUCUUCAUUCUGGGUUUACUUUUAUGCUUUUCAGUAGAUUCAGAACCUCUUAUUAAAGAUUGCACGAAUGAUAAAAGCUGUGUUGAACUAAGCCGAGACCACCCCACUGAACAUGUUGAUCCAGACCUUUAUGAUAAUUCCUGUUGGAAAGUUUUCUGUUUCAGAGGUCUCUCCAAAUCAAUUAUUUUUCUGUGGGUAAAUCCUGUGUUAAAAGUGAAAUUCAAUAAUACCCUACCUAGAAAGUUGAUGACAGUACGGGGUGGAACUGUGAUGGAGGUUGAAGAUAAGAAAGACUCCUACAACCUGAUGUACACUGUCCUCCACUGGCUCAGACUGGCCGCCCAGAGAGACAUGCAGGAAAUUCCCUUUGCUGCCUUCAAUCAGAGCUGUAUAGGUGUACACUCUGACAUUGGAUUUAAAGCAGAACUUUUCAUCAAAAAUUUAGAACCAUGGUAUUUAGCCUAUCUAGGAUUUGGAAUUGUUCUUUUUCUUUCUGCCGAAAGUUGGAGUCAUAAUGUGAAGCUCCAUUAUGGAUGUGGUAUGGGGCUGGGAGUGAUGGCCUCAAUACUGGUGUUAUUAUUUAUGAUGAAUAGAAUGUUUCCUGAGAGCCUCAAGAAGUUAGGAUAUCUGUUAAUGGCUAUAGGAUGUUCCACCUCCUUGUAUUUGUGGACCUACAUUACAAACAAUAUAUUUGAUUCCUCUGCACACAUCUUCGUAAAAUACUGGCAGUGGAUUCUUGGAUAUGUCGCUGUCUCUGCAGUCAUCAGUUUUGCUGCCUGUUAUCGUUACGGUCCAGUUACUGAACCCAGAACCCUAAAUCUCAUCAAGUGGUUUCUUCAGUUCAUAGCUCUAGUAUUUAUCUUCUUUGGAACCCAGAUCACUGAAGCAUCAGUGGCCAUCAUUGUGGUGUUGAUAACAUUAUACAAUCUUCCUCCUGGAUUAUUUAACAAUAGAUUUACUAGAUAUAUUAGGUAUAAGAUCUUCAAGCCGAAGAUCCGGUUGCUGACAGAGGAGGAGUAUCAGCAGCAGGGACUUGAGGAGACAAAGAAAGCCCUGGAGGAGCUGAGGAGCUUCUGUCAGAGCCCAGAGUGUAAGCCCUGGAAGACCAUCAGUCGGCUUAAGAGCCCUAAUAGGUUUGCUGACUUUGUGGAGGGAAAUUCCUGGCAUGUGACAGAUGAUGAACUGUUGGAGUAUGACAGUGGAUCAGAUGUGUUACCGCGGGGCGAUGAUGAUGACAGUGAUCAGGAAAUACCAGUGCAAAGAGCCAGUGAUCAGGAGAUACCAGUGCAAAGAGCCAAUAAUCCUCCCGACUCCACAGAAGGAGGUGAAAUCAUUGACUCAACCGACGAGGAAGAUCCGGCACCAGAGGAAACUUCAGAUCAAAGCAUUGAUGGGCCCCCAUUGUCAUGAUAGAGUAUUAUCCAGCCGGGUGUGUGGUUGUGAACUCCUUGUGCCAGAUAUAUAUAUCCAUGAACAUACUGUUGAAUUUUGUUUGAAAAUUGAAAUUGUUGACUCCUGACAAAAAAGUAUUUUCAUGGUUUUCUUUUUUAUUACGGUGUGUUUAAAUGUGAAUUGAUUUGAAUGGGAAGUUUAAUUUUUUGCGUGGAAAUUGGAAAGGUGUCUGAAUGUUAAUGUAAAGAUGAAAUUAAGGUGGAGAAAAUGGUUUUUUUUCAUAUAUGUGUAAAUGUGACAUUCAUGUAUUUAUAAGUGACGCGUCAUUUCAUCAGCAUAUCAUUUUGGUGGUUUUUGGUUAACAUGCUUUUAUCAUCUGUAAUUACUAUUACUUCAUUACCAUUCAUCAUAGGGUUAUUCCAAAAAUUCAUUGCUUUGAAAUACAUGUAAUUCAUUAAAAAUGGUCUAAAAAGUUUAAUAAUUUGGAUUUUCUCAAAAGAAGUUUCCUACUGCUUAAUAUAUUUUCAGGUUUUUAUACCAAAAUCUCCAUCAUAUUAUGUUGUAAGUACUCAUAAAUUAUUUUUUCAAAACACUGCAUUCAUAAAAUCUUCAUGUAGAAUUUUUUUAUCCACACUGGCAAUAUCAAAAAGCAAUUCUCCAUUUUAAAUUUGUAUUUUUAUAAAAUUGUUAGUUCUUUAGCAUCAAAUGUUUAUAUAACUUCAAUUUGUCUUAAUAAUAAAAUUGUAAGUGAUAAUUCCGUCAUAAUUUUUAAAUUGUAGUAUUAUUUUUGAAAGUAAAAAAAUGAGAAGUGUCUGUUUAAAUUUUGACAUUCUAUACUUGUAUUCAACAUACACAAACUUGUGUACCAAUGUACAAGAUUUCUUUAUUCUGAACAGACAUAAAAUUUAAUGAAGAGGAAGUCCUUAUAUGUAGAUGUUUUUGAUACUUUAAAACAUGACCAAUUUAUAUGUUUAUCCUUCAUUACCAUUAUUAUGUGAAAAAGAAUUUUAGUUAGAAUGCUCAAAGAAAAAAAAAAUUUGAGUAGAUUUAGAACUUUUGUACACUGAGAAUAGGUAGUAAAAUUGUUUUUAUACAAGUGCAAUACUGGUAGAUAAAUGUUUAAAAGUAUUUUAGAGUACAUAUGUACUACUGACUAGGUACUUGGGAAUCAUAUUAAGGAAACUGCAGUGUUCAUUGUAACAAUGGUGCAUGUGCAUAUUGCAUAUCUUGUACUGAACCAGAAAUGCUCAUAAUGACUCAUUUGUCUGUAAUUUUAAUGGGAUAAACAAAGUUAUGUACAUGCACAUGAACAUUAUUUUAUUAUAACUAUUAAACUGUAUUUGGCUGUAAACUUAUGUACUUUGCUUGGAAUUUUUUGAUUAAAAAUUUUACCCAAAUC